GGGUGACGCCAACCCCUUCAUUCAUGAGUCUGUCACGUCUCUACGACAACAGGACAUAAACAAAUGGGGUAUCACUGUCCCAGUUGAAGCCAUUCAGUUGCCACGUACAACAGUGCCAAGUCCAGAACUGAUGGGUAAAUAAUCUCUCAUAUUGGAAGUAACCUUGAUAUCUUUCACUAUGCCCACUAAGUCCAAAAAAUCAAGGUCCCAAAGUUCAAGGCCCGCCAAGAAGACUGGGAGUCCAAAAAAACCCAAAAAGAGGUCCUCUAGUGCCAAAACCACCAAGACAGAGGUGGACAUCCUCAGCCCAGCAGCCAUGGAGAAUAUCUACUACAUUUCCCACAAUGCAGUGGACUGUCUGGAGUUCAGAGGCUUUGGGUGGUCACAUUCAAAUAAAAAGAAAAAGAAGAAGGGAACAAAACGGAAGAAGAAAAAGUAGAUCAGCAUUGUUGCCAAAACCUAAGAGAAAUUUCCCCCUUUUUUGGUUCAAGUGAUUCAAUCUUAAAACAUCUUGCUGUUGGCGCCAUCUGGUGGAGACAUUUGUACACAGGUUUUAAAUGCUGGAACCAGAGCAAAACAGCAAUGUGGAUGUGUUUUGACUUUCUUCCACAAAUUCAUACAAAACUGCUAAAUUGUGCCAGUAAAACUCGACUUCAUUCAUGAGGCAAAGACGUACAAAUUAAUGAUCAACAACUUUAUUGUAAGAUGAAUGAUUCAGAAUGGUGUUUUGCACUUCCGUAAAAAAGUUUGGCGGUAACGGAAAAGUCUGAAGCUUGCAAAGUGAAAUGUCUGAACUUUGUGGAAAACAACACGGAAGAGAAACUGCAUGUUCUAUUAAUAUUUAGUUUGGAGAACAUUAUAUACACCUUAUGUGGAGAUGAGUGAACGUCAUGUGUAAGUUAAAACACCACAGUGCAUCCCAGAAAAAGGCCAGCUAACAGUGCCAUGACACUGGAGUUAAAGUGAUCCCACCAGUUUCUUGUAAUAUCUUUUAAAUCCAGUCUUUGCACAAUUUAUCUUAUAAAAAUAGGCUCUAAUGAGAACACGCCUAUAAAAACUAAGGGAAGCAACAAAUGCGGUUGCAGGCACUGUUAAUAUUCUUAUACAUAUUUUACAUUGUCAACUCCUUUUAUGAAAUGCAUGCUUGUUACAACACAACCUUGUGAAAUAAAUAGUUUCUCUCCAAA
Molecule: messenger RNA, 1187 nt
Organism: Dicentrarchus labrax (European seabass)
Lineage: Eukaryota; Metazoa; Chordata; Actinopteri; Moronidae
Product: small lysine-rich protein 1
Exons: 3
Coding region: 179-439 (86 amino acids)
Source: RefSeq, a predicted model, not a curated record